AUGGCUGAAGAGACCACUACUCAAACUCCAGAGCAGCUGAAUGUGCUCUUUGAGAGCAAGCUUGGCAACGAGAUCUAUGAGCCUUGGAGAGAUUAUUACCUUAACUACAUCAAGCUAAAGAAACUUUUGAAGGAAGAGGUCAUCAUCAAGAAUGCCUGGACGGAAAAGGAUGAGCAGAACUUUGUUGGUGCAUUGGACCUGGACUUGGAAAAAGUGUACACUUUCCAGGUCAACACCUACGACGACUUGAACGAGAAAUUGAAUGAGUUGCAGGCCUUAACUGAGUCCACUGCUCCCGACUUCGAUGUGCAGAAAUUCACCGCCAAGUUGGAACUGGUGUUGAACUUGACCCAGGAAUUAAACCGCUUUCAAAGGGUCAAUUACACUGGAUUCACAAAGAUUGUCAAGAAGCACGAUCGCUUGCACCCCUCUUAUUCGGUAAAGCCCUUGUUGAAUGUCCGUUUGAAGAGCUUGCCAUUCCACUCGGAAGACUACUCGCCGCUUGUGUUCAAGAUCUCGGCGUUGUUCCAGUUCUUGCGUGACAACUACGAUGUGGACCAGUCUUUGUCGAAAUUAUCGUCCUUCAACGAUGAAACCGUUGAAGAUUACCAGUCUUUCAAGUUCUGGGUUCAUCCGGACAAUUUGAUGGAGGUGAAGGCCAAUAUCUUGCGCCAUCUUCCCGUGCUUGUUUACAACUCUAAAAACUACUACGACGAUGAUGAUGAUGACGAUGAUGACGAUGAUGAAGUGUCCCGCUUUUCUAAGAACGAUCCGCAAAUCAACUGCUUGUAUUUCGACAGUCCAAACUUUGAUUUGUAUAACAACAAGUUGACGAAGUCCGUCAACGCUUCCACAUUGAGGAUCAAGUGGGUCGGGCCUCUUUACAAAAAGCCAGAGGUUCUGAUCGAAAAGAAGACUUUUGAAAAAAGCUCGGAGACCUAUGAUGUGGACGAGAAGUUUAUCUUGAAAGAAAAGUAUUUGGACUCUUUUGUUAACGGGUCUUUCAACGCAACCAAAUACUUGAACAAGUUGAAGAAAAAAGGAAAAAGCCCCGAGGAAAUUGACGACGCCAGAAAGCACAUCGAGAGCUUCACUAAGUACAUUGAAGAGAAUCACGUUCAACCAUGUCUCAGAACCACGUACAAGAGAACAGCGUUCCAGAUUCCAGGUGAUGACAAGGUCCGCGUUGUAAUCGACUCUGAUAUUUAUUUCAUUCGUGAAGACGCAUUUGAUGCACAGAGACCCAUCAGAGAUCCAAGCAAGUGGCAUAGAACCGACAUCGAUUCUAAGGUCAACAACCCCUUAUCCUUAUUGAGAAAAGGAGAAUUUGUCAAAUUCCCUUAUGCUGAACUAGAAGUGAAAGUCCGAACCAAGAGAAAAGGCAAAAAAGUCAUCUGGAUAGAAGACUUGGUACAAUCACACCUCGUGAAAGAAAUACCACACUUUUCCAAGUUCAUCCACGGUAUUGGGUCUCUUUUUUUGGAAGACGACAAGUUAGACAAUAUUCCCUUGUGGUUUAAUGAGUUGGAGGCCGACAUGACAUUUGAUCCAGAGCGUGCGUUUCUUGAUACCAGAGAAAAAAUGGCCAAGUUGCAAAACGAUGAGGACAAUUUGAAGAAGUUCAAGACCAUGUUGGCGAAUUCUGCAUCGCCCAAUCUUGCACCCAGAUCGAAGUCGUUCUCAGGCUCUGAGCUCAUUCUUGAUACGCAAAGAAAACCUAGUCACACCAACAAUUUGCAGCCUGUGCAAGAAACAAACACCGAAGACCCUGUCACUUCAGGUGUGGAUUUAGACCAGUCUUCUGAUGAGGAUUUCGAAGACGAAGCACAGAGAGGCUUCAAGCGGAAGCUCUUCAAUAUUCCCUCUACUUUCUCAAAGUUACUCGACGCCGACUCCGAAGAAGAGGAAUUUGACUUGCCAACCGGUGUGGCGAAGCCCGAUAGCUACAUUAAAAACGCAGGACCUCUUAAAGUCGAACCUAAGGUGUGGUUGGCAAACGAGCGGACGUUCAACCGGUGGUUGCAUGUGACCACGUUGCUUUCGACAUUGACGUUCAUCAUCUACUCGUCUGCCAAAAAAGCCAAUUCUACGCAGUUGGCCGAGCGCUUGUCUUAUGUCUACUUUGCAUUGACAUUGUUUUCAGGAUUUUGGGGCUACCAUAUUUUCCUCAAGAGAAGAAGCAUAAUUAUGGAGAGAUCCGACAAGCACUUAGACAACAUAGUCGGGCCUGUGUUGGUGGCAUUUGGCUUGAUGUUUGGUUUGAUCGUCAACUUUGUCUACGGAUUCCGGAGCGUGGCUAGUCAGCAGGCGUCGGGCUUCACUAUCAUGGGCUUGACUGAGGAUUUCUAUGCGCGGAACCCGAUGCAAAAAACCAUUCUUGACUUCGUGUUUAAGCUUGUGGGUGCCUGA
Metschnikowia bicuspidata var. bicuspidata NRRL YB-4993 is the source of this 2409-nucleotide messenger RNA. RefSeq names its product vacuolar transporter chaperone (gene VTC3). Bases 1 to 2409 code for a protein of 802 amino acids. Gene Ontology annotation, cellular component: fungal-type vacuole membrane; vacuolar transporter chaperone complex. The record is from RefSeq and is a predicted model, not a curated record. NCBI's taxonomy places the organism in Eukaryota, Fungi, Ascomycota, Pichiomycetes, Serinales, Metschnikowiaceae. The transcript has a single exon.